Haliotis rubra (blacklip abalone) is the source of this 1883-nucleotide messenger RNA. RefSeq lists its product as uncharacterized. The transcript has 18 exons. Gene Ontology annotation, cellular component: plasma membrane. Bases 98 to 1792 code for a protein of 564 amino acids. The record is from RefSeq and is a predicted model, not a curated record. Lineage: Eukaryota; Metazoa; Mollusca; Gastropoda; Lepetellida; Haliotidae.
GAUUGUCUCCCUUAGCGAUCCUCAAAUCGAAAGAUGGUCAAGGCAUUUCGCAAUUUUCAGAUUAAAUAGUGUGAAACGCAAUUCAGUCAACCCUGAAAUGGCUGGCUGUCUACCACAACAACAGAAGAAGUCAGCAGUGGACGCCGAGUCGAUGUCAGGCAUUGACAAUAUGAAUACUCGGACCCAAGAUGUUGUUGACAAAAUAUUCGGCGAAUAUACAAGUGACUUGUGGGAGGUCUUCAAACGGUACGACCUUGGAGAAAACAAGCUGCCAAUCUCCAUCCUCAGACGUGCCUUCUGUGAGCUGAACCUCUACCCUUCAUACUCUCAAGUUCUAGAGAUGGUGCACUGUGCAGUCGAGUAUGGCAGUCCCUGCGUUCCUGAUCACAUCACUUUCGGGGAGUUCUGCGUUCUGGUCGAUGAGCUUCAAUAUCACUAUGAGAGAGGCAUUGCUCUCCCCCAACCACGGUCCAUGUUAAAAAACAAACCAGACGCGUACGAGAUAAGAAGAAAAAGAAAAGAGAGUCUACAGGCUAAUUUCCAAGUGUUUCUGGGUGGGUCAUGUUCUGGUACAACAUGGCGACAGGAAAAAGCCAUCCCAUAUCUCAAACUUCAGUCGCUGACAUUCUACAAUCCCGUAGUAAACAACUGGAGACCAGAGCUGAUUGAGUUGGAGGACCGGGCUAAACAGGCAGCUCAGCUUCUGUUCUUCAUGAUUGACAAUCAUACGAGGGCCGUGGUGUCCAUGGUGGAAGUGGCAUAUCUAGUCGGUUCCCGUCGGCAAGUGGUGCUGGUCUAUAACGACUCGUGGGAGAAAGUCAUACUUAAUGGAGAAUGUCCCUCAUCACGGGAACUUGGAGACAUUGUGCGAGCUCGGACAGUUUUGAUUGAUAUCGUUGAGAGAAACGCGAUACCAGUCUUCACAAACAUUCACAAAGCUCUGCAGUGUACAGCUACUGGGCUGAAACAGAAUAUGCGGGUCCAAGAUUUGGAAAUAAACCAUGGAGCACAGCCUGUCAAAUUCGGCCACACACAAGUUGGGUCCGCUCUGCUGAAACUGAGAGAGACUUUUAAUUCCAUCAGUUCUAAUAUCGGAGGAAAGAUGACCAAAGAAGAUGUCAAACUGGGCUACAAAUGCUAUUCAGGACUGGAACUGGACAUGAAGUGGCUCAAUCAGCAGCGUCCAGUGCAAGAUUCCUUCUCUUUUGAGGAGUUCUGUUGUAUUGUUACAGAGAUGAAGAGGAAGAAGCCACCCCUACUGACCAGUGUGCUCACAAGGAUGCUGUCCCCUGUUUUCUGGGUUCUCAAUCGCUACCGUCCUGAGGUGUACGAUGAGGUGACGGAGGAGGUGCGUGAUGUGUACCUGGGAGGGAGCUGCGGAGAGUCCAAAUGGCGUGAGGAGAUUGCAGUCCCGAUGUUGAAACGUCACGGAUUGUCCUAUCAGGACCCACAUGUGUCGGAGUGGGUGGCGAGACUCAUCCCCAUGCAGGUGGCGCUGCGAGAGAGAUGCCGUCUGCUCCUGUACGUCUUCACACAGAAUACUCGAGGCCUGGCAGCCAUGGUGGAGGCGGGCUACUACAUCGGGCUGGGUUGUCGUGUGGUGCUGUGUAUUCAGAUGAUGAAAGAUGCAACAGUCAUUGCUGGAGAAGAGCUGACAGAGUCGGCGCUCAAUGACUACAAUCGUGGCCGGAUGUACCUGAGCGACAUGGCGAGCCGAGAAGGUGUUCCCGUGUUCGACAACAUCCAGGAUUCAGUGCAGUGUGUAAUAAGCCAGCUACAGAGCGCAACAUAGCACCGGAGUAUGAACAAAAUCAGUAUUCAGCAGUAAGCCACACGUAGAAGCAACUAUUUUGAUAUUGUUGAUUUGAUUAUUAAGACAUUGA